AUGCCCAGAGGCGACCUCACGCAGGCGCAGGCGCUGUACAAGUCCGGCAUGGACAUGUACGGCAAGCAGCGCUACGAGGAAGCCAUGAGCGCGUUCGACCGCGCAAUCUCGCUCGGCGACCGCGGGUGGAAGGUGAUGGACGCCAAGGCGGCGACCAUGAACCGCAUGGGCGGCGCAUGGCGGCAGUCAGCGUUCGAGAUUGCCAGCGCGCUGUGCAAAAAGUACGGCGACAAGAACCAUAAGCCAUGGUUCCGUGUGGCGUCGAUCCUCGUGUCGAUGAACAUGCUUGACGCGGCAGAGCGCAGCAUCACCAAGGGACUCAGCCUCGCCAAGGACGCGCCGUCACGCAAGGUAUUUACCGAGCUGCGCGCGACGGCCGAGCGCGCACGCAUCAGGCUCGCAGAGACAAAAGCGACGACGGCGGCCGAGGCGGAGGCAGCGCGCAUAGCCGCAGUCAAGGCAGCCAUGUGCUUCACGCACCUCCUCCCGCCUGAUAUCCUGCUCCUCAUCGCUAAAGCAGGCGCAGAGACUGACGCGUCGAUGCCGCUGCGCAUGGCGUGCGUGUGUGCCGACUGGCGCAGCGUCAUGCUCUCCCACUCCCCGUUAUGGAGCCACGUCAAGCUCGGCCGGCGGCGCCCAGUCGCCAAGCUCGUGCUGUGGAAGGAGCGGAGUAACGGCCGCCUCAAGCGCGUGACCAUCACUCACCACGUCCCGAAGGAUCGGCACGGCGAAGUGGCCGACAUUCUCGCGCCACUAAUAGGUGGCGUCGAGGAGCUCGCUAUCGCCGGCGCCAUCGAACAGUUCGUGUCCAAGUGGUGGGGGCGGUGCCGGCGGCUCAAGACGCUCGUGGUUAGGAACGACACGACGCUGUCCCUUCCGUUCCUCUGUGCGCUCCUCCACCCCGACGCGAGCGAGCUGCAGUCCGUCGACUGGAGCUCGGUCGUCAUCCCUGCGUCGGGCUCACCAGCGGCCCUGAAACGCGGCUACCUCACUGCGGACGACCUGUGGCUCCCCAACCCCACUGUGCAGCUCAAGUCGCUGAGAAAGCUGCGAAUCGGCGCAGGCCAGGUUGCGGAAGCGCGCAUGUGGCUCCCGAGCCUCCUCGAGCACGCCGCCAACAUCCGCGAGGUCGAGCUAGGUUGUACCUGGGCUGCGCGGCACACGCCGGAAGAGGACGAGGUGGUCACUCUCCCCACGCUGAGCCGGCUCGAGCUGCGCGACACGGCCGGCAUGCCCCUCCCCUCGGCGUACCUCCACACGCCGAACCUCACCUCGUUCAGCUGCUUUGGCUGGACGCCCCGCGAAGCCAGCACGAUUGACAACCUCCGCGGGUCGGGCCUCACGGCGGCGUUGCCCAUCCUCGUGUCCCUCGAUAUCGGGCGCUGCGGGUUCUCGCAGCACGAGCUGCUCGCGCUCCUCCCAGAGCUCGUGUCCCUGCGUUUCCUCAACGUGUCGUUUGGCGGCCUCGACAACAACUUUCUCGAGGAGCUCGUGGUCGAGCCCGGCCGCGUGCUUCUACCGAGCCUCACGGCGCUCUCGAUCGCGGGCCACGACAACAUGUCGGCCGGCCCGCUGCGGCGGAUGGUCUUAAGUCGUCAUCCUGACAUGCCCAACCCUGCACCACGGCGCAUUGCCCCAGCCCCGGCACCAAAGCGCUCGGCGUUCGCGCCACCCCAGCGCAAGGCGCCGCCACUGGCAGUCCCGUCCUCGCAGCCCGAGACACAGCGCCCCGAAGUCGCGGCAAUGACAUGGGUCUGCGUCGACCAGUGCAACCACCCCGACAUGGAUGUGCGAGUGCUCGAGCAGUUGCGCAAGCACCUGCGCUUCGUGUCCAACCACAACGGUGCUGUGGUGGAGGAUCGGAUCCGCGGCCGCGGCGCGUUCGCGUGGGACCGCGAUAGCGACUGGGACGAGACGUGUGGCCCCGGCUCGGGCGGCUGCCAUCUGCGCAAGCGACGAGCCGACAGCGACGGGUGGUAUGUACACCAUACAUGCAAGCGGGCCCACAUUGCGGGUUCGGAGAAGGAGAAGGAGAAGGCGUAG
Vanrija pseudolonga is the source of this 2043-nucleotide messenger RNA. RefSeq lists its product as uncharacterized. The transcript has 4 exons. Lineage: Eukaryota; Fungi; Basidiomycota; Tremellomycetes; Trichosporonales; Trichosporonaceae. The record is from RefSeq and is a predicted model, not a curated record. Bases 1 to 2043 code for a protein of 680 amino acids. Gene Ontology annotation, molecular function: protein binding.